UUUUGGCUCGUAUUGUCAAAAACAUAUAGGUAUAAAUACUAAAAUUUUCAUGUAAUCAAAAAAUAUAUAAACUUUUUAAUCUAGUGGAAUGAUAAUGAACUAUUAAAAAGUGCAUUACGAUUAUUUGCACAGUACAUUGAUUAAAGGGUACCUUUGUGAUUAGUGAUUACUGACAUCCCUAAAAUAAUGAAACCAAAACGUCAAAUACAAAUUAUCAAUAUUUAUUUACAUCCGGUGGGCGAUUUGCCGCUUUUGCAUUUUUCUAUAUUGCGAAGUAAACUGAUAGUGAUAAAUAAAAAAUACAGUAUGUCCAGUCCACGCACAGGUCGUUUAUUACAUGAAAUCAAAAGUUUAGAACACAAGCCGCCAUGGGGCAUAACUUGCAAACCGGUGAAGGAAGAUGUGUUAGACGAGCUGCGGGUUCAAAUGCUCGGGCCCAGAGGCUCUCCAUACGAGAAAGGAAAGUUCGAGCUCGUCAUUCACAUACCAGACAGAUAUCCCUUCGAACCACCACAAGUUAAGUUCCUCACGUCGGUGUACCAUCCAAAUAUUGACCAAGGUGGACGAAUCUGUAUGAACACAUUAAAAAUGCCUCCCAAGGGCUCCUGGCUGCCGACUAUAACCAUUGAGACCCUCCUCAUCUCCGUGCAGUCACUGCUUGCAAAUCCAAACCCGGAUGAUCCACUUAUGUUGGACAUAGCAUACCAAUAUAGAUAUGAUAUGGAACAAUUCCUGGAGAAAGCUAGAAAGCACACAGAGGAACAUGCUGGAUGAAUUAAGGAAAUUAUGCCUUUAUAAUGUAUUGACUAAUAUUCUAUAGUCUGGAUAGACAUCAUGUGUAAAAUAGUUUAUAGAACUUCUUUAUCUUUAAUUUUUUAUAUUAAAAUUUUAUCAUAUAAUCAGUAAAAGUGUGUAAGAGAGUAGUUUGAAGAAAUAAAUCAGUUUCUAAUGACUCUAAUAAGUUUAAGAUUUUUAAUAGGUGCAAGCUUUAUUAUAAAGUAAAUGUUUACUAUACAAUAAAAUAGCUUGGGUAUAAAUUGUGCUAUGUUGAUAAAAAAUCGAAACUGUAAUUUUUAGUUUAUGACUAAUUAUUACCAUUACAACAUAAAUUGAUGUAUGUGCUUGUGAGCUAAGUCCACUUGAAAACAUAUGAAUUUUGAAGUUGGUGGGCCAAGUGUAUGUUAUUUUAACAAUAUGUGCCAAACUUCUAAUCUGCUUUGAAAUUGCAUUAUUCCUAAUUGAGCAAAUAUAAUCCAACUGGGAUAUGUAUUUGUACACUGUGCAGGCCUCAAGUUCAGAGCAAUCCCAAAGUUUGAAAGAAGAAAAUUUCAUGCUCUCUACUAAUACUACUUAAGUAAAUUAAUACAGAUCCAAACUUAUUUUACUUGUAAACAUUCUGCUUGGCUAUCAUGUGCUUAUCAAACACUUACAAGUCAAGACAAAGGUUAUAGUAGACAUUUUGUCAUAGUAGACAUGACAAAUAACUACUUGAUGUUUGUAAAUAAAUAAUUAAAAAGCUUACUAAGUAGUAGUUAAGUAAAUUAUUAUGUAUGUUUUAUUGUUAAAAGCAAUCUUAAUAAUAUUUUUGUGGCCUUAAUUGUAAUUAAAAACUUUUAAAAAGAAUAUAAUAAAUAGAUAAUGACAAUA
Bicyclus anynana (squinting bush brown) is the source of this 1647-nucleotide messenger RNA. RefSeq names its product ubiquitin-conjugating enzyme E2 T. Bases 187 to 774 code for a protein of 195 amino acids. Lineage: Eukaryota; Metazoa; Arthropoda; Insecta; Lepidoptera; Nymphalidae. The transcript has 2 exons. The record is from RefSeq and is a predicted model, not a curated record.